Molecule: messenger RNA, 2333 nt
Organism: Saccostrea cuccullata (small rock oyster)
Lineage: Eukaryota; Metazoa; Mollusca; Bivalvia; Ostreida; Ostreidae
Product: probable D-lactate dehydrogenase, mitochondrial
Exons: 12
Coding region: 62-1549 (495 amino acids)
Biological process (GO): lactate catabolic process
Cellular component (GO): mitochondrion
Molecular function (GO): FAD binding; D-lactate dehydrogenase (NAD+) activity; D-lactate dehydrogenase (cytochrome) activity
Source: RefSeq, a predicted model, not a curated record
UCUAAUUUUAAAAAUGAAAGUCAAACUUCGCAGCUGAUAAGAUUAUUAAAAACAUUUGAAAAUGCUCUCGAGACGCAUUACACAAGUGACACCUGCUGUUCUUAAGUUUUCUCGUCACCAGAGUGGGAGAUCUUUCACAGCACAGGCAGCCCAGAAAAUAGCCCCUUUAUCUAAUAAUUUAGUACAGAGUUUGGAGAGGAUUGUGGGUAAAAACAAUGUGUCGGAGGCUAAUGCUGUGCGGGAGCAGCAUGGAAGGGACGAGUCGUACCAUAAAUGUGCUCCCCCACAAGUUGUGGCCUUUGCUGAGAGUGUGGAGCAGGUGUCUGGUGUGGCCAAGUUGUGUAACGAACACAAAGUUCCCCUGAUUCCAUUCGGCAGUGGCACAGGCCUUGAGGGAGGAAUCACGGCAAUAAAGGGUGGGGUAUGCCUGGACGUAAUGAAGAUGGACAAGGUUCUAUCAGUACAUCCUGAGGACUUUGAUUGUCAGGUGGAGUGUGGGGUCACCAGAAAGGCCCUCAAUAAUUACAUCAGAGACACUGGAUUGUGGUUCCCAAUAGACCCUGGUGCGGAUGCUUCUCUUUGUGGAAUGUGCUCCACCAGUGCCUCAGGAACUAAUGCUGUCCGAUACGGGACAAUGAGAGAAAAUGUCAUGAACAUGGAGGUGGUGCUGGCUGAUGGCAGGAUAAUUCAUACAGCAGGAGAGGGCAGACGUACCAAAAAAACUUCAGCAGGGUAUAACUUGACCAAUCUUUUUGUUGGAUCAGAGGGAACUUUGGGAAUUAUCACCAAGGCAACACUUAGACUUCAUGGAAUACCAGAGUCAUCGGUGUCUGCGGUGUGUUCCUUUGAGAGUAUUCAGUCAGCUGUGGACACUACUGUACAGGUUCUUCAGUGUGGGAUCCCCAUGGCAAGAAUUGAGUUCUUGGAUGAGGUGUCUGUUGAUGCCUGCAAUAAAUACGCCAAGAUGGACAUGAGAGUAGCCCCAUCACUAUUUCUGGAAUUUUCUGGGAGCCCCAGGUCUUUGGACGAAAAUGCUGAAAUUGUUGGUGAGAUUGUGAAGAUGAAUGGAGGCUCUGACUUCAGAUGGGCCACAGAUGUUGAUGAGAGGAACCGCCUAUGGAAGACAAGGCAUGACAUCUUGUACGCUUGUAUGGCACUCAGACCAGGGUGCAAGCCUUACUCCACAGAUGUCUGUGUUCCCGUGUCCAAUCUACCACAGGUGGUUGUGGAGUCCAAGAAAUACAUUGAUGAAGCUGGCAUUAUAGGUGCUUAUAUACUGGGCCAUGUGGGUGAUGGGAAUUUUCACAUCUUAUUUAUUAUGGACCACACAAAUGAGAAAGAAGUUCAAACUGUGUUGGAUAUAUCUCACCGAGUGGCAGUAUUGGCCCAGGAACUGGAUGGCACCUGUACGGGUGAACACGGUAUUGGUCUAGGGAAGCGCGAACUGCUGCUACGAGAAAUCGGUGAGACAGGAAUUCAGGUCAUGCAGCAACUGAAGCAGACGCUUGAUCCUAACGGAAUCCUGAAUCCAGGCAAAGUUUUCUUCUAAAAAAAAUCCAGGGAUUUCUUCUUUCUCUUUCACAAAUCUUGAUAUUAUAUGAUUCAGUUUGUCAAAAGACAAAUUGCUCAGACUUAUGCAAAACACAUUUUUUCUUAUAUUUUGGGAUCUUUUGAAAAUAUUUUUUAUUUAAUCUUUCCUAUAUUAAUUGUAAAAAUAAUAAUAUAUGUACUUUGAUUUUAGAGAUAUGUUUUUAUGUAAAUUUUCAACAGAUAUAUUAUUAAUAUCAUUUUUUUUAACUUAAAAAAUACAUGCAUUUUGUUUCAAGUCACACUCUUGAGAUGUUUGUCCCUGAAUUAAAUAAAGGAAAUGACAAUUAAAUGUUGGUCAUCAGUUAUAAUGUAGAAUGCAUCAAUAUUUUAAGUAAACUAUAAUUGUAAAUGUGUCAUUAACAGAAUGGUGCUAUAUCAAGUUGUGUGAACAAUUUGAAAUUUGUGUAAUUAAAUAAAAAACUAAAAAAAAUAUUUUUUUUUGAAUUUAUAACCGUAUUUCAGAGUUGUUUGUAAAGCAUUAAUAUAUGUACAUGAAAAAAAUUACACACCAGACCUUUUGCCAUUACUUUUUAUAUUGAAAAUAUUUUUAAAAUCUGUGAUUGAAAACCAUUUAACUUUAUUAAUUGUUAUGUAAUACAUGUACAUGUAUGUAAUUGUAUUAUGUAAUCAGAUUUCAAUAAUGUUGUUACAUGCAGGGAAUUAUAUAAAGGCCCCCUGUUACAUGUAUAUGUAUGAUUUUGUUGUUGAUUUUUGUAAAUUUAAAAAAUAAACAGGAAAUUAAU